This is a messenger RNA of Cloeon dipterum, 2128 nucleotides long. RefSeq names its product Tub domain-containing protein ktub (gene ktub). The record is from RefSeq and is a predicted model, not a curated record. Lineage: Eukaryota; Metazoa; Arthropoda; Insecta; Ephemeroptera; Baetidae. Gene Ontology annotation, cellular component: cilium. Gene Ontology annotation, biological process: protein localization to cilium. The transcript is spliced from 9 exons. The coding region runs from base 245 to 1456 and encodes 403 amino acids.
GAAGUAGAGGGCAUUGAAAUCGGAAAGCGAUCAAACAUCAAACAAGCGGAAAGUAAAUUCCUUCAAUUGUCCCUUGCCCAUAAGUGAAAAUUCGAAUUUUUAAACGCCAAUCAAUGAAACUGCUUGGCCAUGUUUUUCUAAUUGAAUUGACAGAUGAUUCUACUGUAACUUGUUGUGUUUUCACGCCGUAAUCAAGAUCAGGAACGCUUUUAUAUCGCAGCUAUAUUAUCCCCUCAACAGAACAAUGACUUCUGUGACGCUUCGCCAGCAAAAACUGGACCAACAGAAGCAGCUAAUGGAGCAGAGAUUAAAGCAAAAGAGGCAAACCCCAGGAAUGGUUUUAGCUUCUGAUGCACGGCCUACAAUGUCAUCUAAAUCUCGAAAGCAGCAAUGGGUUCUUCAAGGCUCCAAUUCUAAGAGCGAGGAACUUCAUGGCUAUGAUGGACCAUUGCACUUCUCCAUGGCAGAGGGCAGUCCAGAUAGUGUAAAUCCUAUUUCGGCUCCAGUAAAGCAGUUGUCUAAAGAAGACAUAGAUAUUGAAGACCAUGAAUCAAGUCCUGUCGUCGAGCCGUCCGAGGAAUUGCUAACAAUGGAUGCAACCCAAUCUGAAGGCAGUUUUGCACAGUUGGAUUCACCUGGUGCAGGAGAUGAUCGAGGUGGACAACUCUUGCUAUCUGGUGUUCUCAGCAAUCUGGAACAGUUUGCAGUUGAGCCUGCCCCGCAAGGCGCUCUUGUAAAGUGCAGAAUCACUAGGGACCGAAAGGGAAUGGACAGAGGCCUGUUCCCCACAUACUUUCUGCACUUGGAACGGGAUGAUGGCAAGAAGGUCUUCUUGCUGGCUGCCAGGAAGCGCAAAAAGAGCACCACAAGCAAUUACCUCAUCUCCACAGACCCCACUGAUCUGUCGAGGGCGGGUGAGUCCUUUGUUGGGAAACUCCGCUCAAACCUUCUGGGCACGCAUUUCACUAUCUUCGAUGGAGGCCAAUCUCCGAGCAAAAAUGGCAGCUCCAAUAAGUGCUCACCUCGUCAAGAAGUUGCUGCAGUGAUUUAUGAAACCAACGUUUUGGGAUUCAAGGGUCCACGAAAAAUGACAGUUAUACUGCCAAGUAUGACACCAGAACACAAACGAGUGCCAUUUAGUCCACAAAAUAAUGCUGAGAGUCUCAUUGAGUGUUGGAAAGGGCGCAAAAUGGAUUCAUUGAUUGAACUGCACAACAAAACACCCGUAUGGAAUGAUGACAGCCAGAGCUACGUUCUAAAUUUCCACGGUCGAGUAACGCAAGCAUCGGUCAAGAAUUUUCAAAUCGUACAUGACAGCGACAUUGAUUACAUCGUCAUGCAAUUCGGUCGCGUGGCAGAGGACGUUUUCACCAUGGACUUCAGGUACCCAAUGUGCGCUCUGCAAGCAUUCGCCAUAGCUCUCUCAAGCUUUGACAGCAAACUAGCAUGUGAAUAAUUUGAGAGUUGGUUGGUGUCAGUGGCGCUGAAUCCGUCGAGCUCGAUCUCUGUUUUCAAUUUAGACGAGACUCUUUGAGCACCAAAAUUUUGUCCUACCAAACUAGCUAGAGGCGCAUGAAAUGUUUUUGGUGUGCAAACAAAUUAUGAUCUGUCCUUGCGAUGUUUAGGAGCUGUGUGUGAUCUACAAAUUUAGCAAAUUCCUGGUUGUCGCGAAUGCAGCCAACCUGUGGUACAUGACAAAUGAAACUUGUUAGGUUUAGGUGAUUGAUGGACCUUAAAACCGAAUCUUACAUUUUACACGUCAAGUCUUGAACUUACAAAACUCACCAAACAAGCACCUUAACUGCUCCAAUCCAUACAAUGGCAGGAUUGCGUGUUGACUUAUUUUUGUAUUUUUCUAAGUAUUUUUUGUCCAUUUACUAAAGAGAUAAAUGAUCGACGCUCAAAUGAGAUCUCUGUUUUGCAUUUUCUGCCUCUCAUAUCAUAAAUCUGUGGUAUCAGUACUAUUUUAUGUAAUGUUCGUUAGACAGCAGUGACUUUUGCUGCAUAAAUUAAUUACCGUGUCAGCAUUAUACACAUUUACAGGUCAAUGGAGCUUACGCAUUAUAAUAUAUUAUACUAAUCAACUGUUGCCUAAGUAGAAGUGUGGUCAAUAAAUAGCGUUCAAGCA